AUGCCGAUGCUCAUCCCCGACGACGUUCGCGCCAAGGCGGAGAUCUACACCGGCGACGCGGCGGGGCAGGAGAAGACGCGGCUGAUGCUGGCGGAGACGGAGCUCCCCAGCGGCCUCCUGCCGCUCAAGGACAUCAUCGAGUGCGGGUACGUGGAGGAGACUGGCUUCGUGUGGCUCAAGCAGAAGAAGCGGGUGGACCACUACUUCGCCAAGGCCGGCCGCCAUGUCUCCUACGCCACCGAGGUCUCCGCCAUCGCCGAGAAGGGCCGCCUGAAGAAGAUCUCCGGCGUCAAGGCCAAGGAGAUGCUCAUCUGGGUCAACCUCCACGAGAUCUGCGUCGACGACCCGCCCACCGGCAAGCUCCACUGCAAGGCCAUCGGCGGCCUCUCCCGCAGCUUCCCCGUGGAGGCAUUCGAGGCCACCGACGCCCUGCCCGUGCCCGUCACCGGACGUCUCAAGAAGAAGACAGAGAAGGAGAGCGCCGACCAGAAAGACGAGAAGAAGAAGGAGGAGGAGGCAGAGAAGCCCAAGGGGGCCGCCGUCGCCCCCGCCCCCGCCGCCGUCGACGAGAUCGGUCAGAAAAUGAAGGAGAUGAACACGGAGGCACCGGUGCAGGCGGAGGCGGUAGCAGCCAAGAACUGA
This is a messenger RNA of Triticum turgidum subsp. durum (durum wheat), 642 nucleotides long. The record is from the annotation of a GenBank genome assembly. NCBI's taxonomy places the organism in Eukaryota, Viridiplantae, Streptophyta, Magnoliopsida, Poales, Poaceae.